Molecule: messenger RNA, 19255 nt
Organism: Zootoca vivipara (common lizard)
Lineage: Eukaryota; Metazoa; Chordata; Lepidosauria; Squamata; Lacertidae
Source: RefSeq, a predicted model, not a curated record
GAAUGUUAUGUGUGACACUUUGAAAAGAAAACAGCAAAAAAACUGAAUACCCUGAUUUGACUUUCAACAGAACAGUCAGAGAUGCAAACGCUUGGAAUGUAGCUGCUACAGGGAUUCAGAAUUGUUUUCUAUGCAGCAGAAUCCUCUGUUUUAGGAGAGAGGCUGUUUAUGAAAUCCAAUCCAGAGACUCUUGCUUCUGUUUGCCCUGCAGGUGAUUGGGAAGCAGCUUGGCAGCAAAGGUCGGGAAGAGUGAGAAGCAUUAGAGCAUAUGGAUUCUCCUCCCCCCCCUUUUUUUAAACCUAGAAGAGAAACCUUUACCAAACAGAUAGAGUAAAAAAAUAUCUACACAUUUUGAGCAGCCUGGUUUUCUCCACAUGAGCAAAUAACCGGGCAUCUUUUAAACUGAAUAGCAUAACUCUGAUUUCAGCAAAGAUGUUCUGUUUGUGACUUUAGCAUGCAAUGCCCUGCCUACAGCGUUGAGUCCUGUGCACAAAGAAAAAAAACCCUGCACAUGCAGUUCCCUUUGUAGAAUUGUGUCAGCUGUGACAAUGCCUUUUGGGAGGCACCAAAUACAAAGCGGUAUCUCAGUGGGACUUACUAUUCAGAAGUAAGGAUUGGAAGGUUCGGUUGCAGUUUUGUGCACGUUUACUUGGGAGUAGCUCCUAUUGAACUCAGUGCAACUGUCUUCCAAGUAGAUGUGUGCCUAAGAUUUGGCAGAAUUAGCUACAGUAAUUGUUUGGGGGGGGGGACACACCACUUGGGCUACCCCCUCGCACAGAAUUUCUUUGGCCUGGUUUUACAUAUAAGGAAGAGUACAAAUGGCACCACUCCAAAAUAUCAACUUAAGUUUCUUUUAAAAUUAGAAAAACAAAAACGCCCUGCAAGUAGAAAGCUAGUUGAGUUGGUGCCAUGUGGCCUCCAUUUUCGAACAUGUGAUGCGGAGUAAGCAGUUAUGGGGGACUAACCUAGUAGCUUUGUGGGUUUGUUGGUGCCAGGACCCCCCCCCCCAAAAAAAGUGACAUAGUGACAUCAUUCUGUGGUGAAAAUGCUGUAAGUGACCCCCCCAAAGGCAGCAUUUUUGCCUAAGAGCUUGCUCAAGCCUGGCACCAACCCUGACCCAAGUUUGCCUCUCAAGUUUCGUAAAAAAUUGUUGUCGGCAUCCAUUUGUCUCCGGAGACUGUGGAAGAGUGCGCCUUUAGGGGUAGAGUCAAACUGUUGGAAGGUUGCAGCGCCUGCUGUGGCUGUAGAGUCUGAUAUGGGAGACAGGGAGAGACAUGUUUUGUUGCAGCUGGGGCAGAUGAAGGCGUCCGGUUGUGCUGCUGCAGAUGCACCAUGGUGUUUCUUCAGAGAGAGGUUUCUUCAUAAUGUGCUAGUUUUAUGCUUAGGAGAAUUCCUUUUUUAUAUAUAUAUAUAAAAGCAUGCUUUUGAAAAUGCAUCUACCUCAUUAUGCCUUCCAUUUCACAGAAGCUGUCUCCCUGGUUGCAAGCAGACAAAAUUGCUCUUUGCAAGCCAGACUUCGGUUAUGGUGUGGGAGUGGAACAUGGAAAUGGGAGAACUCUGACUAACUUCUUUGGUUAGAUUGCUCAGCUUCUGCUUUUGUUUUGAUUCAGGGGUAAAGAAGCAAAUUCUAGACAUUUGGGCUACAAAUAUCAGCAUGCUAUCUCAGUGCUUUGAUACAGCCUGCAGUGUUCACAUACUGAAUUGGAUUCUAGUUUCCCCCUCUCCUUCCCACAAUCUUACUUGAGUAAAAUCAAUCAUACUGUCCAGAAAUCGUAGAAACCUGGAAUCAAAUAACAGUGUAUAGCAACCCAAAAAUAUUAAACAUUAAAUUAAAAUGGAAAACUUGAUAUUUAAAGUGACCCUGGUGAAGGGGAGAGGGUCACAGUUUGCAACUGAAGGGAGUGAUUUUCCAAAGUAAAAUGCCACCCAGUUUAGUUAUCAGCUCUUUUUGUCAUUAUGUAGUCUUGAGCAGUGAAAUCAUUUCAUAUGUGAAAGUGCAAUUUGGGAACAUUGCUCACUGUCCACCUCCAAGGCAUCCUUUUUUAAAAAAAGGCUGAAACUCAUAUUGAAGGUUGCAUGAAUUAUGUCAUUUAUCGAUGCAGAUUUUGAAUUAAAUGUUAACCUGAUGCAAAUGUUGGGAAAUUAUUUGUAGUGCAUGGCAAGUUUCCCCCACAGCUGAAUCUGUCUACUACUACUUCUUCUUUUAAUGGAACAUGCCCUAUUGAUGUCUAAUGACUGGCAGGUGGGUUGUCCCACCUACCUGUCAAAGUGGGUCCACUAGAGUUGGGGGAGACGGGAUACAUACACAUACUGCCCAAGCAGGAUUGAACUCCCCAAACAACGGCUGAUGUACAAGCAUUCUGUUUUCCACCAGAUUUGGUUGUGUCAGCCAGUUCCCAUGGCCAUGACAAUUGGGGCACGUGGGCACGAUUUCAGGAAAAUUGGCUUGUGUGCCAAAUUUUGGGGAGAACAGUUCUGGAGGUUCAUAUUUGGUCUGUAGGCUGGAGGUGCCCCAUCCCCGAAUUACACUUUUGUUCCAGCUAUUCUUACCACGGAAUUGUCCCCCCCCAAUCUUCUCACUAGAUUUCUUUCACCCAUCACAUGCAGUUAUGUAGGAGCUACUGCUUUUUUUCUGCAUAGGGGUGUUGUGUGUACCUUUUGACUACAGCCAUUUGUGUCCCAAAGUAGCUCAUUUUUUUUACUACAUUUCCCAUCAUCCCUGACCACUGGUCCUGCUAGCUAGAGAUGAUGGGAGUUGUAGUCCAAAAAACAGCUGGAGACCCAUGUUUGGGAAACAAUGACCUAUAUUGUAAUUUUACUCUCUAUAUAUCGGGAAUAUUUAUUCUGGGCUGCUUCUAAAGGUUAUUAUUGACUGCGUAGGAGGAUUUCCACAGGUUUGUUUCGUAAGCCUCUGGCCGUUUUCUCCAAAGCUUAGUAUUCAUUGUACGUCGGGAUUUGCACUUCGUAAAGGCCACUUCUACAACCGAUGUUAGAAACUGAGAUAUGACGGCUAGGAGCUAAAUGGCACCUUAAACCUAGGUUAUGAGCACAACAAUGGAAUUUCUAGGCAUGUUUCCCCCCCCCUUUUUUUUUUUAAGAAAACAAGAAUACAAAGCUGAAAAUGAAUGAACUGAAGCUAAAAUCUUAUGUUCUUUUUUACACAUGGUCUAGUCAUCAUCUGAAGACUGCAAAAAACAAAGCCAUGCUUCCCCUGUUCACCCCCCUAAUACUUUUAAGAGGAUCUCUUCUCCAGUCUUCAGAGAGUGGCGAAGCAGAAAAAAUGUCCUCUUUCCUUCCACUGCACAGUUUUAAUCUGAAAUCUUAGGUGCGGAACUGCGCUCAGAGCUCGGAAAUGGCUCGUGCUAAUGAAAUUCCCUGUCACAAAAAACACCUAGAACAAUAGGAGUUUUGAACACUGUCUACACAGCAUAGGUGGAACACAGAAAGCUGCCUUAUGCUUGGUUUGCAUGGGAUGAAGUAUCACCACUUGGUUGGAAGCCUCAAUUACCCCUUUAACAGAUAGUUACACAUGAGCUACUGUGGGGCACAAAUGUCUGUAUCUAGACUGUUGCAUUGGUACACAACACUGUGGUCCCUUUUCAUUGCCUUCCUGGCCAGUGUUAGAAAUUCAGAUAUACCUAUAAGCUAGGAGCCAAAACCAAGGUUGCAGUUGUCUAAAAGGAAUGUCUAGUUGCCAUUUUGGGGCAAGACUGCUCUAAAGUCUUAUUUUUCAAAGGAUGGACUGACUUUGGUUGAUUCUCAGUUAAAUAUCUGACUAGUUCAGAUGACAACCUAGAGCAGGCACCCCCAAACUUUGGCCCUCCAGAUGUUUUGGACUACAAUUCCCAUCUUCCCCAACCACUGGUCCUCUUAGCUAGGGAUCAUGGGAAUUGUAGGCCAAAACAUCGGGAGGGCCGCAGUUUGGGGAUUCCUGACCUAGAGCAAGGCUAAGAGCUUUGAGAACUUAAAGGGAAAAAAGUCACUUGAUCCAGGGACAAUCCACACACACACACACACACACACACACACACACACACACACACACUGGCCUAUUCCGACCUCUUUUUCUUAAUGGUGACUGCUCCUGCUCAGGCUGCACAUAAAACGGAAUUUGCUUCCAGAAAUUCAUUCCAAUUGUGCAGAUAAAAUAUAACUGAUAGAAUUCUACAGGAUGGGGUAUGAUCGUGUGAAAAUGGUCUGGAUCCAACGAUCCCCAGAUGGUGGAGAUGUCAGGCGCCAUCAUGGCACACAGGUAUCUUCACUUGGUUGCAAGUGGUUGAAAGCUAGGUGCAAAAGGCGCUUGGCGCCUGGCUAAUUUCGAACGCUGCGAGCAUGUUGCAGCAUAUAGAGGACAUCAGCGUGGGUGGGCUCCAAACUGCAGCUGCAAAAAGCAGACAGGAUCUCCAGGUGGUUUCUAAAGUAGAACUCUGUGUGUGUGUGUGUGUGUGUGUGUGUGUGUGUGUGUAUUGUACUUAGCUUCAUUUUGUGUGUGACUGCCGUACAAGCAGAGAAUCUGCUGUUCAGGGCAUCCACCCACACUCGGGGAAUCUUACUCGAAUCUAUACAGCAAGUAAGGACAGGGAAGAAAGAGAGGUUGAAAACAGCUGAGAGGUUUUAGAAGCCAGAUUUUUAGGUUCAGUUGGAAAUGGUUGGGAGGUAAAUUCAAAACUCUACAAAGUGUCUUGAGUCCUCCUAUUGCCACUGUUUCCAGGGCUGUGCAUAUUGCAUUUAAUUAAAAAAAAGUGUGCCUGUGAAAUAGCCAUUGAAAGGCAGGGGAUAUACACACACACACACACACACACACACACACACACACACACACGUGUACCGGUACCUGUCAACAUUUUUUGCAAAAAGAAAAGCUGAAAUUCCAUUGCAGUCCUGUAUACAAUCAGAGAAAAUGUUGCUGCAUUCAGUGGGGCCUUUUCUCCAUUAAGCAUGCAUAGGGUUACAACUUUAGUGACCUUUGUAAACUAACCAGUUUUAAGCAAAUUUCCCAGCCCCUGAUAACAGGAAAUUUCUCCUCCCCGUCUCCUUCUCACUCAGUGUUGUUUUUCCCCUCUCCUUUUCAUAUUUGCAUUUUGUGACCUUCUUAAAACUAUUCGGGGACAGGCAGAUUUCCCAGCUCCUGAUAACCAGGAAUCUGCCCCCUACCUCUGUUCUUGAGAUGUCGGGAGGCAUUGCAUAUGCUUUUAAACUUUUAUUUUCACAAUAUUGAGGUCUAGAGACUUGCUUUCCAUGUAUACUAAUUUCUGGGUUUGUCCAGUAUAUACUUGAGGACCUUAUACAACAGUAGUUUUCUCCCUGAGUGUCCUAUUUUGUUUGUUUUCCUUUCCCCAAAUCCUUCCUGGGAAAAUAUAUUGAACUAACAAUUAAAUUUUGAAUUAUUUUGUUUAAUUUCAGUUCUUCACAUAGCAGAAUUUGAUUAGUUAGUGUUCAGAAUUUGAAAUGUGAAAGCCGGGGGGGGGGGGAGAGACCUUUCUCCCUCAUUAUUUUUUUGCACUUUCCUUGCACAACAUGUAUCUGCAUCUCUUUAUCCAGACAAACAGGACUACACAAACAUAUUUUAUUUUCUCGCAUCAAAUGUCUUAAGUUCUCAGGAAUCUGGGAUUUCCCCCAGCCAUGUGGACAAAAUCUGUAUGAAUGCUACAAGCACCAAAAAGUGCGCGUCCAACAGGGUAUUUAAAAUGUAUGAAAACUAAGAACCCCAGAAACUGUAGAACACCCACAAUUCUCAGCACCCACAACUAACCACAGUUCCCAGGAUUAUUUGGGAGAAGUCAUGUGCUUUUAAUGUAAUGGUGUGAUAUAAGGCGUAAGUCUCCCAACAAUUGCAAGGAGAGCCCUGUGCACAAGAGGGGGCAGAUUUUUGCAUGUCUAGUCCACCCCACCAGCCCAACAUCAGUAUCUUUGUUAAAAAAACAACACCCCUGCUUUUGGGGAGAUGUGAAUGACAGAAAAAAACGGGAAAUGGAUGGUGCUUAUUAUCUUGAACAAGUCAAAGUAGCUCUAGCUGCAAAGGAUCAGAAAGGGCCACUUUCAGUAACACCAGGGCAUACAAUGUUUGAAUUGUGCUUUACAUAUUAACCUGUGCGCUCCGUUUAAAGUUUUGUUGAGGUUUUGUUUUGUUAGACUGCUGGCUCCAGGUGAGGACGAGCUGCUGAACUGGUUUUUGCUGCGAGUGCUGGGCUGCCUAGAGGGUGCGUGACUUAGCUGGCUUGCACCAGUAUGGUUCCCCCCCCCAUCCCUGCAUCACCCCUGAGCCUUGAGACAUAAUACAUUGGCUAAAUUACUACACAAAAGCUGCAGCCAGCCAUAUAGGCCUCAUGGGGGAGGCUGCGGUGGGUGGGAGAACAGUUGGUUAAUGCAUUCUAGUAUUACUUUUAGAUUACUGCUAUAAUCUAAACUAUAAUCAUAGGAACACAGAGUUGACCUAGAUGGGUGUUUUCCAGACUUCUUCGUUCCCGUAUUGUGUGUUGCAGAGGACUCUGGGAAAACGCACAGGGGUUCAUAUUGGGCCUCCCCUCUGCUCCACAUAAAUUGAGUUAAAAUUUAUUCCAGAUACGGUAACUUCGAACAUUCCUCUGCAGCUCUGCUGUUUUUACAGGUUUUGUGCUUUGCUGCAGGUAUUGGUGGGGAGGGGUGAGUCAUCGGCAGCCUGGAAAGAUAAAGGUGUUGUGUGACCUUCUUUGGGUGAUAAUCAGGUUUAUCUUUUAGAUAGCACCUAGUGGCAAAAGCCUUGGGGGGGAAACGGUUAUGUUGAGGAAUGGGGGAAACGUGGCCAGAUCCUGUUGAACCACUGGACCAUUAGCUUCAUCAUCCCUGACCAUUGGACACACUGGCUGGAGUUGAUGGGAGCUGUAGUCAUAAUCUAGAGGGCCACAGGUUCUCUCUACCCUUGGCACGUGGUCUUCAAGGCAAAUGACUUCUUAACUUUCUAUUAUUCGGUAGUGGUAGGAUAAUAAUGUGCCCAGUUUUUCUCUACGUGGGUUGAUGCCUUUGAAACAACCUUCUGUGUUAAGGUAGGUGAAGACUCGCUUUAUAAUCCAGAUCUUUGGGGAGGAGGAGGGAGGUAAUAUUGGAGGUUUCCUAUGUUUGGUUUGAUGCUGUUGCCUUCUGAGUUUUUAUCUGUUUGUUUGUUUUGCUUGUUAAUUGUUACAUUUGAUUUUGAAGUUUAUGGGUUUCCACCCUGGGGACACUUUGAGUGAAGGGUAGAUUAGAAAUAUUGUAAGUAAAUUACAGUAUAUAUACAUAUUCUUGAGUAUUCCAAGAGGCUUGUAUAAUCAGAGACGUGUUCGUUAGAUUCCUAACUGAACAGUAGUUCCUAUAACCAGUUGGACCUACUGCCUCUCUGUGUUACAGCAAAACCUUUCACUCUCUGCUAGUUUGUGGCUAAUUUUCACCAUGUCCGUGAGAUCUUGCUACUAGCGCAGGAUCUGGUCCUCAGACCUGGGGGAUUCCAGGUGCACAGAUCCUUUGCUCAUUUAAUAUUGAUUUUUUUAAAAUUAAAAAAAAAGCGACUCCCAGCUUUAAUGCUUUCAUUUAAUGUUUCUUUAAGAAAUCAAUUGGCAUUUCCAAACUUUACCUUCCCAUCUGCAAAGUGGGAAUAGAAUUGUGGGUAGCUGUUUUAUCGCCCAUUCUGAGCAUUGCGGAUAGAAGAGUUAGUAUGCAGAAAAACAAGAUUUACUGGAUAAAGAGCUUCAAGCUCCCUCUUCAGAGUGCUUUCAGCUCCCUGCUUUUGGACUGUUUCCUUCCUUCUAUUGUUCGGAUAUGGAGAUUAUUUUUCAGAGCUGGUAAAAUGGGGAGAAAAACACCUGCCUGGAUGAAUGCAAGACUCUACCUAAAGAAGAGGGAAGCAUGGAUUUUAAUGAAUGCAGAUGGCUUCUUCCCCUCCCCAUGCUUUCUGAUUGAAUCCAGCUACUGGUAGCUAAUGGCACUACGGUAGACUCUCAUUAUUACCUGUAAAAUAUAUUCUCCAAAAGGGAGGCGAGUGAAGUAGUUGUCAGGAGUGCCGUUAAUGUAUAGUCCUCAUUUAGGCUUGCAGGAUGGGGGAAGAGUCUUCAAUUACCCUGACAUUCUCUGCAGCAGAGUACUGCUGCAUGAUGAUGUUUUAAAGCACACUGUCUCUUUCCUGAGCUGGCUUUGCUCUCUACCUGAAUGAUGGCUGGCAGUGAAGAAUUCUGAUUUCAGUGUCGGAGAUGGGCCGAAGGAGCACAAUUCAAUGCUGACAUUUCUCUGUAAAGAUUUGCCUUAUGUCCCUCCUUGAGGGGUUGCUCAGGCGGAGGGCAUACCAGCAGUUGCAAUGGGAAGCUGUGUUGCAUGGUAAUGUUUCAGAGACAUUCUCGGACUGGAACGAUGCUCUUCUGAGCCUCCCCCCCUCUCCAACAGCAUUAUAUCUUGGUGUGCUGUGUUUCCCCUGGAGCUGUGGAAGUGCCAUGUUGUGACUUGUGCAGAUAAAAUAUAAAAAAAUAUAAAAAUGACCUUCAUAUGGCUUAUUCGAACCCGUGUCUAUCUCACCUCCUAUUCUGGCAAUCUAAGCAUUAUACCACACUGACUGUGAUUUACUGAAUGCUUAGCUUCCCCCCAAGUCUGAAAUCCUAAACAUACUUACCAGGAUGUAAGUAUCAUUGAAUUUGGUGCAUCAGAGGCUCAGACAAGCGCUCUGCAUCCCUUCUACAUCUGUAAAAUGGGUGCAUUGGCGCCAGAUGUUGUCUGAUGGAUUGCAAGUUAAAGCUUGCAAAGUUGUUUUAUUGUGAUGAACUCCUAUAUAAAUACGUGUGUGUGUGCGCGCAAAAAAUGUCCCAAGUUAAAACAUCUGCAGACCCAGUGAAUAAUGGUGCGGCUUUGAGAAUGAAUGAAGAGACUUAGCAGGCUAAAUUUAGGUAAUAGGCUUGAUCAGAUCACAGUCAGUUGUGACCUCCCCAGUGUCCCUUUGCAGUAGAGUUUACAGUAGCAGCUCCUUUAGCUGACUGGAGCCUUUCGGAGUGCAAAGCUUCUUUUUGCAACGUGCUAUUUUGAGUGCAAGCAUUUUGCGCGUUAAGCGCCUGUCCUCUCCUCCUCCCAGUCAUUGCCACCAGCAGCCUUCCUUCAUGUCCAUAGCUGUGUCUCUAUGUAUUUGCUUUCUAAGAGGUUUCCUUGCAGUUCAGGAGAACAGCGGUCUGCUUUCUGUCCAUCCCGCCCCUUUCCCCGGCCUUCCUCUGGUGUAAAGUGAGAAAGAGGUCAGAUGAUCUGUGGGUCAGUUUUGAAACCCUCUUUUGCUGUAGAAAGCCGCUGUGUGUGCUUAGUGUGGUUCUGUGAUCAAAAUGUCAAGCCUUGGAACGGCUCCUGUUUUCAGGUAAAACACCGUUCCUGUUUUUUUUUUAAAUUUAUUUGUGGGGGUGAAGGAAGAACACAGAGUUCAGUGGGAUUAAUUCCAAAGUAGGUGGUUUAAGAUUAUGGCUAUGUUUACUCACUGUGGGAAGGAGGAGGUGUGGCAAAACCUCCACUUUUACCAAAGACUGCAGUUCUAUGCACACUUCCCUCUGAGCAAGCAUUUAUAUGAUCAGGCUGCAUAAUAUUUUAAACAAAAUGGCUAUGGACAGCUUACAAGGAAAGAGAGGGAAGGAGCCAGCUGGAAAUAAAGAGAAAGGAAGAAACCUCAGACAUACACCAACAUGAAGUGUUUCUCAAUUCCUAAUACUGCGUAUUGGGGCUGUUGACUAUAAGACUUUGGUUGUGAGAACCGGGAUGCUACAGCUUGUACAAUGAAGAGAGAAAUUUGCUCCGCAUCCAAGCAAAAGAGAGGAGGAAUCAGGAAGCUCACCAGGAGAAAGAAUCAUUCCCUGCUGAUAUCCCUCUCUUUGGAGAACCUUACAAGAACAACAAAGCAGAUGAGCUAUCCAGCCGGAUUCAGAAGAUGUUUGGCAAUUACGAAGAGAUGAAGGAGCUUAUCGCCAUCAAGUCUCAGCAAGAUUUCAUAGGGAUCCCCACAAGCGUCAUGUCUCUGAUCCCUCAGCGCAAGCCAGAUCGCCCACUCUUGCCUGAAAAGACCAGCAGCGUGGUACCUGCCUCAUUCCAGAACGGUAGCCAUCACCGCAAGCCAGUGGGACCCAUUGCUUCAGGUGCUCCCCCUGCGGGCAGCUCUCUGCACCACCCGAAAAUUCACUCAAGGAUAGAACUGGCCUCGCAAAGCAGUGGGCUGCCCAGCAACCAGAGGCGAAGUCAAGAGCAGAGCCGCAAGACUCAAGAAGGCCAGAACAGCAGAAGCCAGAAGAAGAAUGAAAGAUGCAUUGAAGAAGCCCGCAAGCUGCAGCCCUCCCUUUUGGAACUUUCUCCCUUGCUGUCCUCGUUGUCUUCCCCCGUAGCACCCUUGUCACCUCUACAUUCCAGCCAACGUGUCAAUUCCAGGCCUCUUGGCAGCAUCAACAAAAAUCACGGGCAGAAUAGCUCCCCUUCUCUGGAGCUGGUGGCUGGAACCCGUGAGAAUGAAACCCAGGACAGCUUGAAUGCUCCUGUAGCCGUCGCUGCCCAGCCUUCCUCCCAGACUUUCCCCGCGUCGUUGUCUUCAAAAACCAGUGCAAUACAGCAGAAACCGACUGCCUACGUGAGGCCAAUGGAUGGUCAAGAUCAAGCUCCGGACGAGUCGCCAGAGCUCAAGCCGCUUCCUGAGGAAUACCACGAACAAUCCUACGGGAAAAUAGCAAACGUGAAAGCAAAUGUCAAGCCCAACUUGCCCAGCUUGCCCAAAUUGAAAAUACCCGUUGAAGCGACUGAGCAAUCGUUCUCCAAUGAAGUCCAUUGUGUUGAAGAAAUUUUAAAGGAAAUGACCCAUUCAUGGCCACCUCCUUUGACAGCCAUCCAUACUCCUAGCACAGCUGAGCCUUCAAAGUUUCCUUUCCCUGCAAAGGAAACCCAGCAUGGUGGAUCAGUCAUACAGAGCCAGAAACAGUAUGAUGCACCUUCUAAGACGUCUAUUUCUCAGCAAGGAAAAUCAAUGCUACAUGAAGAUCUUGAGAUCAGCGAUAGUGACGAGGGUGACGAUGACCAAGUCAGUGUUUCUGAUAAGCCGUCUUCCUCAUCCACUCCUCCAAGUGCCCCACAAUCACAGCCUGAGAGUGUGGCAUUAGCACAUUCCAGCAGUCCAGAGUCUGGGAGCACAAGCGACUCGGACAGUUCCUCUGACUCUGAGAGUGAGAGCAGCUCCAGUGAAAGUGAAGCAAAUGAUCCCCCAACAAGAGCAUCCACACCUGAGCCCGAUCCACAGACAUCCAACAGAUGGCAGCUGAACAACUGGCUGAUCAAGGUGAACCAGCCGGUGUCUCCCACCGAGAAUUUCCUUGAGGAUGACCGCAGCAGGGGGAGUCUCCAGGAAGGCAAGGGGCAAGGGAAAAGUUGCAGCGGCGGCAGCAGCAAAAGGGAAUGCUCACAACCAACAGAUGGACACUCGAAAACUGCCAGCAAAGCACCUCGGUCAGCUCAAGAGGUACACCUCCCUACCAAGCGCAGCUACCAGAAGUCUCUGGUGCACACAGAGGAACCCCAAUUCCACCAGGUCGUGGGCAGUAAGCAGCCCAGGAAGUCCAGCAAAGUCGCAGCACCGGAGGAGCCGAAGAGAGGCCUGACAGUAGAGAGUGAGCCGCCCGGUCUGUAUGGAGCGAAGGACCAGUCUUCCAAAGACAAGCCCAAGGUGAAAACGAAAGGGCGGCUGAAGCUUGGCGACAAGAAGGAACUGAAGCUGGCAGUGCCAGAGCCCUCCGAGAAGAAAAAGCACAAGAGCUCACACCAGGCCACUGUUAAAUUGUUCUCGGACCAGGGUGCUGCAAAAGACAGUGCGGUUGGCAGUGCCCUGGAGCUGUUGCCCCUCAGCCCUUUGAGCCAGAGCCCCAGGGUUCCCGCCACCGGCAGAACUAGCGGCACGAAACCAGCUGUUGUGGUAAGAGAGGACAAGGACAGGUUUCUCUUGCCUAUCAGGGAUAAGAAGUUGCUGUCGCCCUUGAGGGAUUGCCCGGUCCCUCCGUCGCUUGUGGUUAAAAUUGAGCUCGCUCUCCUCUCGCGGGUCCCACAUCCACCCAGGAAGGGAGGGGACUGCCCCAAAAGACUGGAGGUCAGAGAGAGCCACAGCAUGAAGAAGCAGGAUGCAGACAAGAAGAGUGUGGAUGCGCCAAGCAAGUCUGUCAAAAAGAGAAAGCAGGAAGAUUCUCUGAGAAAUGAUCAGAAAAAAGUCAAGAUGGAUAGAGAAACCAAAUCACCCCCAUUAUCAGGUCACAAAGACUCCAGUAAAAACAAGAUUUCAAAGCCAUCAGUAGAGACACAAAGAAAAGAGAUGCCAUUGCCGCCACCGCUGCCGGCUCCGCCGCCGCCGCCGCCGCCGUUGUCUCCUGCGCAGAAACCAGCCAAGAUGGCCCAGAAGAGGCCAAAGAAUGAAAGCGGUGCCUGCAGCCAGCCUCCUGGCCUCAGUAUCAGCACUGCCAAGAGCAAGGAAAGCCACAAGGAUUCUUCAUCCUCCAAGCACAGGAAACUGGAGGGGAAGCCUUCCGAAAGCUCAAAAAGCAACAAAAGACCUGCAGACGAUGUUCCAAAUCCUUUCCCAGUGCCUUCUUUGCCAAAUGGUACCUCCAAGCCAGCAAAACCUCAGGGCAAGCCCCACAAACAACAUCCAGUGGAAUUUCACUUAAACGAGGCCAAAAGGUUGAGGCACAAAGCCGACACAAUGACAGAUGACAUUGGAAAGGCCUUCAAGUACUUGGAUGCUGGCCUGUCCUUGAUUGAGUGUGGCAUUGCCAUGGAAUCUGAUCCCCUCUCACCAAAGCCAGCCUAUAGCAUGUUCGCAGAGACCAUAGACCUCAUCAAAUACAUAAUGACAUUAAAAUACUUUGCGGACUCUUCAACAAACACGCAUGAAAAAAUCUUCAUUGUUUUUUGCAUGCGCUGCCAAGCCAUUCUGUACAUGGCAAUGUUUCGCUACAAGAAGGACACAGCAAUAAAGUAUUCCCGGGCCCUUAUUGAACACUUCAAGAGUUCUUCUAGAAUUACACAAGCACCUUCUCCGUGUGUUGCCAGGAGCAUAGGCACACCGUCCCCUCUCUCCCCGAUGCCCUCUCCAGCCGGCUCUGUGAGCUCCCAGACAGGUUCCAACGCCAACAGCUGUGGAAGCGGAAGCAUUGGCUCCUCGGUCAACGUUCCUCACUUUAUCCCAACCAUCACUUCUUCCUUUGUUGGCAUCACUUCUUAUAUUCUCUAUGCCUACGAUUUCUGGGAACAAGCUGAUGUUUUGGCCAGGAAGAAUAAGAAGUUUUUCUCCGAGCUCAGUGCUGCCGCCUGUCCUCUCUCGCUGAACAGCAGUAUGAUCGAACUGGUACACUACACCCGCCAGGGUUUGCAGUGGCUGAGACUGCAAGCAAGUACGCCUUAGCUGGUGACCCUUCGAGGCGAGAGACCCUUGCCUUGGACUCUUUGCACUUUGGAAAGCCUCCGAAAACAGCCUGGUUGGCUGGCUUGUUGGGAUUUAUAAGCACCUGGAACAAGGAAGGAUGGAGCUUGGUGGAAGGGCAUCUGGCGCCACUGGAAAACUUUAAGGACUAUAUUUGCUACGGUGCCAAUAGGCCACCUGGAAGAUAAGAAGUGGAGAAGAGGCCUCAAAAGUGGAGGGUGCCUGCCUGCCUUUUUUUCUUUUUUUCAAAGGACAAAGUGCAAUGUUCUCUUUUUUCAUUUCUCUUUCCCCCCCUGUCAUGGUUCAAUGUGUCAAUGGUCUAUAAACAUUUCGUUACAUGAAUAACCAGCAGGACAAAAAACAAAACAAAAAAAGUACACACAUGAAGAAGUGCCGGCGAGAAGGAAAACCGUCUCCCAAAGAAUUUUCUGCAACACCUCAAAGGAUGCAACGUCCAUGGGCCCAGCGUAGGCUUCAGAUUUGUUUGCCUCUCUUCUCCCCCCCCCUCUUUUAAAUGUAAACCACAAAAUGCAAUCUGUAGCAUGUAUUCUUGUUCCUGGAGGGCGGGAUGGACAGAGACUCACAAAGGAAGCGGGGUGAUCCAGCAGCACAAGCCCUUCUUUUUAAAUAUGAAAUGGCAAAGCUAUCUCCCCCCCCCCUCUCCACUUGCCAGCCGUAGCUAUUUGUUGCACUACUACCCUCCCCCCCCCCUUUGAUGGGUGGGCAUAUCCAGAUUCUGUAGCUGGCCUGCCCAGCCCCUGCCUCUGCCCUGGUUUCCUUAUUGCCUGUGCUGACAGUAGUGUGCCAGUCCCGGCUGUUGUGGUGUUGCGGCCAUGCGCGUGGGGCAUUGACAAUCUCAUAUGGGAAACAGGAAAUCUGGGGCUGCGUUGUCAGAAGCCUCUUGUGAAUAGAGGACGCACAGUGUAGGUAUGUUUACCCCCUCCCUACGGGGUGGCAAGGUGGGGUGUGUGGGCUGGCUUCCCCUCCCCUCCAAAUUUAGUUGAGCAAUACUGCACUAAUGAAUUGAACUGGAAUUGCUUGCAACCACUGUCUUCAGUACUUUAAAAAAAAACGCCGUUCUUUCAGUUCCCCUGUAGUCCACACAGUGGACGCACUUGACGUUUCAGCAAAGAGGUUUGGUCUUGGUCUUACAGGGCAAGCACAGUUCAUGGUGGCUCUUUUGCACAAGCAAGAAUCUGAGGAGUCCCUGGCUAACACAGGAGAAGAAGAGCUUCUCCUCUUGAGGGCAGUCAAAAGGGCUCAUACUGGCUGUAGCAAGAUUAUUUUUCAGUUUUCGAUCCUUAAAGCAGAAGGAACUUUGUAGCAUGCCAUCUCACCUCAAGACGGUCUCUGAAAUGGCUGGUUCGGUUUUUGUUUGCACUGGUUAUUGAUGCCCAACUUCCAUUUCUCCUGGCAAGUACGACACCUGACCGUAAGAUUUGGCAUAACCCCUUCCUUUUAAAUAUCGCCCCAUUUCCUCAACAGUAACCUAUCGGUUUGGCCAACUUUCAACCCCUAGCCACGUUCAAGGAGAGUAAAUGGCAAUUGUCUUAGAUUUGCAAGCAUAUCCUCGUGUGUCUUUAUAAAAAAGUCCCAACUGAAGAGAGGGGCUUCAGGACUGUAGCACCUCUGGCCUAUUUACUGCACUCUGUUUAGUCUAAAACUCAUUAAAGACCCAUUUUUCUGUUCUCCCAACUUGUGCCUUAACUGUCCCAUUUGCUCCUGUCAUCACCUGGCUUUAUGACAGAGCAGUGGGAAUCUCUUCCAAAUAACUGUGCUUGAGUGCGGCAUCACAGUUUCCUUUGCAGCUGACUCCCGAUAUUAAAAUGUCAAGUCUGACAUUCUCACAUGUUUGUCCCAUAUAAAAACUGCCCUGCAGCAUUGAAGCAGUAUUCCUGUUUAGAAGGACCUGUUAUGUACUUUUGGGUUUCCUAAAAUGUCAAUGGACCUCAUAGCUUCUGUGAUUCAGUAGUAGGAUGUAUUCCUGCAGCUCCUCUGGGAACACAGCCCUGCAAAAGGUCAGCAUGAGGAAGCCGGUCUCAUGGAAAGUUGAAGCCUUAGUUGAUUUCAGGGAAAAGCCACUUUCUUCAAUGGGGAGCAACUUCCAUAUUUUCAUCCCAGCGUAAUGUUGCUCCUUAGGGUUGAACUAGACUUGGGGCAGACGGCCAGGACCUUCAUUGAAGUGCGGCAGAAUAGUCCAUGGAGGGCACAACUUGUCUGGCACCCUGCUUUCUUGGUGCAAUGCAGCCGGAGGAGGGAAGGGUUUAGCAAUGUCCCAUGCCUGCCCCACCCCGGCUCUUAACACUCCCCUGCCCCUCCUCUGCUUUGGGGCUGCUGGGCAGACCCAGGUCACCAAAUUCCAGAGCUUGUGUUGAAUGCUUAUUAGCUCCUUACACGAGCAGGUUCCAAUCAGAAAUGAUGUGGAAAAGGAAAACAAGGCAAGGGAAAAGCAAAUCCAAAUUAUCAGGUGCUUGCCCUUUCCUGGGAAAGGACACACAAAGCAAUUAUGGUUGUGCCCAGGUGUCUUAUCAUAGUAAGCUCUUGGGUCUGGCCAAGAAGCAAAUGCACACUAAUCUCAUUUUGUUUCUCUUUUCCAAAUCAUGUCCCUCUCUUCUGAAUGGUUGACAGCUGUAGUCUCAGGGCUGGCUUUCCCUUCCUUUCUCUGCUCCCCUCCUCCCCACUCCUAGCCAAUUGGCGUCCAACUCGGCCAGCCGCUGCUGCCGUCUGCCUUGUUGCUGCUUUUGCUCUGUUAAAACACACCCUGAGCUUAAGAAUCCCCGGUUGCCAAGGGACCCACUUUUUGACCUGCUUGUUGAGCACUUUAUCCAAGGGGUAGUGACAAUUGGUUGCUGUUUAAUCCAUUUAUGCUGCUGACUUUAUAUUACUGUUUGUGGGGUGAUGCAAAGAUGAGCAGCAAAGAACAUAGGCUUUUUCCUCCUCCUCCAACCAACCAAUGAACAGAAAGAUUCCAAUCUGAUUUGGUCCAGGAAUGUCCUAUUCCAAAAACCAAACAGGAGCACAGCUUCCCUCUUAACGUUCACAGAAGCUAAGCUGAAUUACGUGUGACAUGUUCUGCAAUUUCUUUUUUAUUUUACAUGCAGUUGCAAAGAAGCAGUUGGUCUGUGGGGAAUCACGCUUAGGAAGCUUAUAACCUCUUGACUUUUUUUUUUUAAAAAAAACGUGUUAUUAAAGAAAGAUCAAUUGAAGAAUCAGAGAAAAUGUCAUUUCACCCCCUUUCCAGACUCUGGUACCACAGAUGUUGAUGGAACUGCCAUUGAUUUCAGCCAGGGCCUGGGGCCCAGCCUACCUAAGGAGCAAGAAGUAAAUUUGUUUUGCCAUUUUAAACACAGGUCAAUGGAGCUGUAUACUUAAAGCAGCCUCCUUUCCCAGAUGAUAUUUAUUUAGAAUUAUAAUUAAUGUAUUUAAAUUGCCAAUGUUCUAUAUGUCUAAGAUACCAUUAUUUAAUAAUUUGAAAGUUCCAUUGACACUGGAGAUGUGGACUGAAAGAUUGACGACAAUUUUAUUUUUAAAGGGCGGUAUCCCUUGCCCUCUCCCUCCUUAGUUUCUUUAUAUAUAAAAAAGAACUCUACAUUAAAAUUUAUUAUAGGGUGUUGUCUCUCCCAUUUGUAAAUAACAUUUUUCUGCCCUGUAUAUUGGUGGUAUUUCCAGGUUGAUUUGUUAAAUUUAUGUGGGGUAAUGAAAUAAAUAUUAAAUGAAACAGCAUUUUUCUUGAGAGUCGGCGUGGAAAUAUUUUAAAGCCAUUAACCGUUCCUGUAUUGGUCUCCAAAAACAAAACAAAACGCCACCAGUGAUAUUAUACUGGUAGGGUAGCGAGCUUCUGCACUGAGCAGAAUGCCAGAGCCUCAAUUUUCAAACAGGAGAAUUCUGUAUUGUUGCAAUGCCUGGAUCUCUGAAAAUUCCAGUAACAGCAGCGCUGUCCAGAAAAGACGCCACCAGAAUCCUUCAAGAAAGCCCUGCACAGUUUGCACCCCGCUAAGCUGAAUAGUCCCUGCCCCGGCUACAAACAAAAGCUGACCUGAACUUCCUAUUUUGCUACCUGUCUGCAUUAGCCUCCAGUAUCCUUGGGCAACUGCCAUGGCUCCAAUGGAACUGAUACCUGCAUUGAUGUACUCCUUGGCGGAGUGCCCAGCAUAAAUAACAUUACUUCAGGGCACCAAACAGAGUCCCACUACUGUUUGGGGGGCCCACUGAAGGACCCCGAGGCACAAAGGGGAGCUCUCAGAUGGCACCAUGUUGAAGGCCACAACAAGGUUCUAAUCGGCCCCCUUAUGUCACCAGGUAGCCCCAAAGACCUGGAGGCUUUUUGUGGAUUAGAAGGUGCACAUACGUCAUCUGGGGUUUUAUCCCAUAAUUGCAAAUGAAGCUGGUGAUUUUUAGUGACCUUAAUAGUGCAGGGUGGUAACUUCUUGACUUUGCUUAUGAAGUUGCUUUCAGUAUUUCCUUGCUUAAUACUAUUGGAAGCUAAAAACAUGGGUCUCUCUGGCGACUUUGCACUCUUAAAACGCAGAAUAUAAAUCAUGCAUUUUUAUGUUCCUGGCAAUAUAACGGUGGCAGCCUGAAUCCUGGAGUGCAAACUAAAAGCCAGUAGAGCUUGUUGGCUCUCAACUCUUGCAUGGCUUUGGCUGGCAAAACAAAACCACUAUUAUAUUUUACCCUCCACCUUCAGUAUGUAAUAACACUCUCAUUAUGUUUUAAGAUUAUCAUGCUGUAAUGAAGAUGCUGUAAUUUGUCUUCAUAACACUUUCUCUCCCCCCCACCCUGGUAUUGUAAGGCCACUAAAACCUGGAGCUUCUUAAUCUAGCCCAGCGGCAUUCUCAUUUCACUAGCCCCUCACCCAUUUUUAUUUCUUGUCCUAAGAAAGGUACUAGCAUAUUCUUACUCUGACGGACACCCCCAACGUCUGUGAAAUGCUACUUGUAGAAAAACAUAUUAUGCUAAGGAUGGGUACAACUCAAAAGGGUAGUUCUCCUAAACACUGAAUUUUGAUGUGCUCCCCUUCAUUUCACAGGGGCUGGUGCAAGAGACAGCCCCUCUGCACCAUGCCUUAAAACACUUAAGCAUGGAGGUACUGGAGGUACUGUAAAACAUUCAUAGCUCCCUUGUAGAUCCAUUUAGACACAGAAGCAGUCAAAGAAAGACAACUUUAAAAUUCUUAAAAGAAAUAGCAAAAUAAAUAAAAACAACAGAACUGGAAACAACAUACAAGAACAGUAUUAAAAAAAGGUAAAGCCAUAUGUAGAGUCAAAAGGGGUGGGGAACGCUACCCCUUGACCAGUGUCUGAAGAUCAGGAGGAAGUAGAGGACAAUAUGAGACUCCUCACCCUGAGCACAAAGUUCCCUAACCUUGGAACCAACAGGGCCCUGUCUUGGCUGACUCCACCGUAACACCCAUAGUGACAAGAGCUAAAGUUGGAUCUCCCAGCAGAUCUUCAGUAUCCUGCACUGCGAAAUUCUAACAGGUAUUUUCCUACAUAACACACUUCUGUUUUCAAAGUUUGCCCAUAAAACCCCUGGUUGAUAAAAUAGCUUUCAUGUUCGUUUCUUGCGUUUUUGUACUACCUUUCCCUCCAAGCGGAAGGCGGUGUUCGUGGUUCCCCCCUCUCCUGUUUUAUCCUCACAACAAGCCUGUGAGGUAGGUUAAGCUGAGAAACUGUGACUGGACCAUGUUCACCCGGUGAGCUUCAUGGCUGAGUUGGGAUUUGGACUCUGGUUUCCCAGAUUGUAAUCCAACAUUAACCAUUGAUCCACAAGGCUAGGAAGAGGAUCAGACCAGAAACCCUCCUACUAACUAGAGCAGGCAUCCCCAAACUUCGGCCCUCCAGAUGU